Messenger RNA from Pecten maximus, 4484 nucleotides. RefSeq lists its product as uncharacterized. The coding region runs from base 190 to 1140 and encodes 316 amino acids. The record is from RefSeq and is a predicted model, not a curated record. NCBI's taxonomy places the organism in Eukaryota, Metazoa, Mollusca, Bivalvia, Pectinida, Pectinidae. The transcript has 2 exons.
AACUGAGGCAGAACCGGAAGUCAUAGAUCUUGUUUACCGUGGUUACAGGUGCGAGAUGAUAACGGAUUUUCGAUAAUUAAGUAUGAUUUGAAGUACUGUGGACAAACUUACUGCGUACAUAAGUUGCAGACAAUCGUAUAUUUCAGGGUUUAAAGACGCAUCUCAAUUUCUAUUUCCGACCCUUGAAUCAUGCGUCUCUUCAAUGACAACAAACCGAAGGAUGUCACCGCAUACCCAGGUUAUGAUCCCGGAUACACGUCACCACGCCCAGUCGCGCGUGUUAAACCGGAAGCUGAAGAGUUCGCAUGUAAAGCACGUGGCUCUCUCGAGCUGUUCGGGUCUGGAGAACCCAAAGUCAUACGUCAACCACAGCGCGAGCCGAGAUGUCAGACUGGCGAAGCAAUGGAUAACUAUCAGCUAGGGAGAAAUGGUAUGGUGUCCAGCCUCCUUGGGGGCCAAGGGGGACCUCCUCCGGUAUCGUCACGUGUCGAGCGCGUGAAACCAGAAGCCAGGGAUAUCGCUAAUGCUCACUCUGGAAGUGGAACAGCUUCACUAUUUGCAAAUUAUGGCAAACUGCCAAGAUCUGCACGCGCUGCACCACGUAUCAAAGCGGAAGCGGAAGAAGCUGCCGAGGCACACAAGGGUGGAAAUAUGAAUAAGCUGAUGCAUGAUCCACGUAAGUUACCACAGUCUGCGAGACCUGCACCUCGCGUGAAGGGGGAAGCCCGUGAUACUGCAGAAAAGGAAGGGAAGUCGAUGAACAAGAUCCUGACAAAGUUCGCUGUCGGGCCUAUCAGUGGUCGUCCAGAGCCUCGUGUGAAACGUGAGGCACAAGAAACGGCCGACAUGGCGAAAGGUGGGCGAGUGAACGAUAUGUUUACACAAUACGGUAAAAUGCCUUUGUCUGCCAAACCUGUUCCGAAGGUAAAAGGCGACGGGCAGGAUAACGCCAGUAUGGCGAAGGGUGGGCGCAUGUCUCGUCUGAUGCAUGACAUCAACAAACUUCCGUCCGAUCCCCGCCCCGUCCCCCGGGCUAACUCGUCCUCGGCGAAGAGAAAUAUGAAAGCCCAUCGCGGACAGAUGGCGUCAGUAUUCGCUGAACAAGGCAGCAGAACCAUUGCGAUGACAGCAGCUCGCUAGAACAUGGCUCCAUUGGGGUCAGCAGCUCACUAGAACAUGUCUCCAUUGGGGUCAGCAUCUCACUAGAACAUGUCUCCAUUGGGGUCAGUAUCUCACUAGAACAUGUCUCCAUUGGGGUCAGUAUCUCACUAGAACAUGUCUCCAUUGGGGUCAGUAUCUCACUAGAACAUGUCUCCAUUGGGGUCAGCAGCUCACUAGAACAUGGCUCCAUUGGGGUCAGUAUCUCACUAGAACAUGUCUCCAUUGGGGUCAGUAUCUCACUAGAACAUGUCUCCAUUGGGGUCAGCAGCUCACUAGAACAUGUCUCCAUUGGGGUCAGUAUCUCACUAGAACAUGUCUCCAUUGGGGUCAGUAUCUCACUAGAACAUGUCUCCAUUGGGGUCAGUAUCUCACUAGAACAUGGCUCCAUUGAGGUCAGUAUCUCACUAGAACAUGUCUCCAUUGGGGUCAGUAUCUCACUAGAACAUGUCUCCAUUGGGGUCAGCAGCUCACUAGAACAUGUCUCCAUUGGGGUCAGUAUCUCACUAGAACAUGUCUCCAUUGGGGUCAGCAGCUCACUAGAACAUGUCUCCAUUGGGGUCAGUAUCUCACUAGAACAUGUCUCCAUUGGGGUCAGCAGCUCACUAGAACAUGUCUCCAUCGGGGUCAGUAUCUCACUAGAACAUGUCUCCAUUGGGGUCAGUAUCUCACUAGAACAUGUCUCCAUUGGGGUCAGCAGCUCACUAGAACAUGUCUCCAUUCGGGUCAGUAUCCUGAUCUCACCAACACCAUAUCGAGUCGUGGUUAUGGAUACCAACAUUAUAGUUAACCUUUUCUUACCAAACAUUUCGUGGAUGCUGCGAGGCUUGAGAUGGUGCUUUUGUUUAUAAUAACCAUUUGGUGUUAAUGGUUUUGUCUACAGUCGUACGUUAAAUGUCGUCUGCGUGGAUUUUGUUUUGAAUUUAAUAUUCUUUUGCUGUUAGCUUUUGCUUUGGUGAAGGAGUAGAAUCAUUUUCUUUUCAAACUCCCAUUUUCCGGUGGAACAUGAAAUAGCCUAGUGUGAGACGAACUAUCGUGGAUAUUUUAUCGUGUUUGUACUGUGAUGUUAUGUUUGUCGUAACCAAUGACUGUCGUUAUGACAAUAGGUCGUAUAUUGCUUUUUCGGGCGUAGAUUUAAUAAGGCAUUAGCAACAUGUUAACAAAUAUUCGAUUAAUAAUAACGUUUUCAUUGAGAGUGGUAUAUUUUCAAUACCUGGCAGAUUUCAAAUUCGUUAGUUCACUAAAUCAUUUGAAGUUUUUUAAAGCAAUUUUUAACUCAAUAAUCUUGGAAAUUUUCGGAAAACGUCGAGUUUUAUAACUGGAUGUUUUCCGGUAGUGCUUGCCAGCACGAAUGAGGGAUGCCGAAUCGGAAGUGAACCGAAUGCAAUUUAGUACUUCCCCCGAUUAACGGAAGUGGUUGAUUUGAGCAACAUCUCAGAGCAUUGCUUGUUCGUGUAUUAGUGUAGAUAUAGAUCUUGUUUGCACAGAUUAUUGUACCAGAGAUAGUCUUGGGAUAGUUUUGUCUGCGAAAGUAGAUAAUCAUUUGCCCCGUCUCAUAUUUUUAUAUGCAUUACACCCCCUACUCCCACGCGUAACCGUAAUGCAAUACGUCCUGCAAUACACGUGAAUUGUGGAUUUCUGUUAUUUCUAGUUUCUUUCUCUCCUAAGAGUCUAAAAUAGGUGUUUUUUCGAAUUAAUAUGUAUUUGCAGCAUUCAAUAGUGUAUAUUUUCUUAUAGAUCUCCCCUCUUUAAAAAGAUAUUAACUUUUGUAUUGUGUAUUUUUAUGGUUGAUAUUGAUGCUCGCAAUGACUUCAUUAAAUGUUGUUUAACCUCGUCACUUAUGGAUAUAUGCAUCAUUGAGAUAAAUUAUUCAUUUCUGGUAUUUUUACUAUUAAUAGAUAAUUCUGUCGUUACAAUACAAUGUACUUAUGUUUUUCACAUCAAAAAGGCACUUGUGCGAAUAUUUGGAAUCAGAUUUUAACGCUUAAAGAACCUAUAUAUUGACUGUAGUUGUAAUGUACUCUACGACAUUUUUAUAUUCAAUCAGAGUGAUGUUAUCUUUUAUCAUUGUUAAAGUUAUCAUUAUACUCAAUCAAAGUGUUGUGGUUUUAUAAAGGGGCGGCUAGAGUUAUGACGUAAUACAACACUAUAGCAACGCUUAUUGUUUUGUAGACAUCAUCGGACCAUGAACAGCUUCGAGAUAAAUAUUAUUCUCGAUGUAUUGCGUCAAUACGGUGAAAUGCAGUAUCGUUAUAAAAAAAGCUUUACUGAUUAUAUAAACUACAUUUACUUAGCAAUAGUACACAAUCAACCUUCUAUAGUCGUAUAGAACUUAUAUUAGACAUACAGUAGUUAAAGGAUUAAACUCGAGGACACCUGUAUCAGCUAGCUCACCAGUACAAUAGUGACGUUGUACUUACAUGCAUAUUAACAUGCGUGUUGGAAUCAUGACUUUUAUUUCUUAAAAGUAUUUUUCAUUUAGUCGAAAGUGCAAUUUUUAAUUUUAUUAUUUUCAUAUUGUGUAACACUGUCUAAGUUGUUGUUUUGUAUUUGUAUUUUUGCUUAAGAUGAUAAUAAUUUUGAUAUUUGUGUUUUUUAACGAUUACGCGAAUUUAAACCAAUCUAAUCUGUGAUAUUGUACGUCUGUGUUGUAGUUGGAUGUGCUCACUUUUUGUAUAAGUUGCUCAACCUGGGAACAUUUUAACCCGUAAUUGUAGUCGUAAGGUACACGAAUAAGAAUGGCAGAACUUUUAAUUCAAGGACGAUUUUUUUUAAACUCUUAGAAAUGUCUGCUGGGGGGGGGGGGGGGGGGGGCAAAGUUUCUUCACUCCUUGUCUACUGGUCUAUGAAGCAAUUUGUCGAUAAAAAGUAUUCUAUGACAUAGUAUCAUAAUAUUUUUUCGAAUGACAAGAGAUAUAAAUUAUGAAGACUAGUUUCGUUUAGGGGGACUUCAGUGCUGUGUUUUGAUUAUUUUACUAAGCUUGGAAUUUUUUUAAUAUCAAAUCUCUUUUUUAGUACCUGUGUCUACCAUAUAUAGUAAUUUUCUUUCCGUUUUAAUUCCUAGACAUUUCGUUUUGUUCUAAUAAUGCAAUUUAAUGGUUAAGUUUCUAACAUUGAAUCCUACCAACGCUACUUUUGAAUCGUCUAAAAGAUAUUAAUUUGUUAAUAAGAAGACCUGCAGAUAACACUUAAUUGUAUUUUUGUAUGUAGUUAUGAGAUGUGUGUUUACUUAACAGGAUCGAAACAGGAAAUUGUAACUUUGUUUCAAAUUGAAAACCUUGUGUACGAUUGUGUAGUUGAUAAAUAAAAUUAUCAAACAAUCAAAA